Messenger RNA from Patella vulgata (common limpet), 2648 nucleotides. Its product is annotated as outer mitochondrial transmembrane helix translocase. Gene Ontology annotation, molecular function: ATP hydrolysis activity; ATP binding. Lineage: Eukaryota; Metazoa; Mollusca; Gastropoda; Patellidae. The record is from RefSeq and is a predicted model, not a curated record. The coding region runs from base 81 to 1265 and encodes 394 amino acids. Gene Ontology annotation, cellular component: mitochondrial outer membrane. The transcript has 10 exons.
CAGGACCAAUGGGAAAACCCACAUUGAACCAUUGAACUGAAUCGGAAAAUUGUGUUGCGACGUCCGAGUUAUUUGUGAAAAUGGAAUAUAUAAAAGGGACGGUCGUUGAGAAAUUAAAACCUCUAUUACCCGAUAAUCUAAUUCCUGGAGUGACAAAUGCAGUAGCAGAACCUAUAGUACACCAGACAAGCCGAGGGAUGACAAGAUCAGAAGUUUUCGCAAAGCUCCUUUCUACCAUGCUUGGCCUUUCGGUUUCAUUUGCUAUCACUUAUUUUGGUGUGAAAUGGCUUGUAAAUGCUAUGGACCCUACAAGAAAAGAUAAAUCAUCUUCUCAGAAACGGGCUAGAGAAAUGCUGAAGCAACUUGGUGUGAAAAAUGUAGAAGAGCUUACUGAGUAUGAACUGUGCAUGGCAGCUAAUUUGGUUGACCCGUUGUCCAUAGAUGUUGAAUGGGUUGAUAUCGGAGGAUUAGAUGAUGUUAUCCAAAAUAUUAAUGAAACAGUAAUACUACCAUUUAAGCGUCAGGAUUUAUUUAGAAAUUCUUCUUUAUUACAGCCUCCAAAAGGGGUAUUAUUAUAUGGCCCACCUGGUUGUGGUAAAACUAUGAUUGCUAAAGCUACAGCAAAGGCUGCAGGUGCCAGAUUUAUCAAUCUUCAAGUUUCAUCUUUAGUAGAUAAAUGGUAUGGUGAAUCACAGAAACGUGCAGAAGCUGUUUUCUCUUUGGCUAUGAAAUUACAACCUUCUAUUAUAUUUAUUGAUGAAAUAGAUUCGUUUUUACGGUCUCGUACAUCAACUGAUCAUGAAGCAACAGUGAUGAUUAAAACACAGUUCAUGAGUUUCUGGGAUGGUUUAAUAACUAAUCAUGAAUGUCAAGUAAUGGUGAUGGGGGCCACAAACAGACCUCAAGAUGUUGAUGCAGCUAUAUUAAGAAGGAUGCCCAGCAUGUUCCAUGUGGGAUUACCGGGUAAAAAACAACGAGAGCAUAUCCUAAAAUUAAUUCUUGAAAAUGAAAAUGUUGAUGAUAAUGUAGAGUAUGUUCGACUAUCUGCUAUAACAGAAGGGUUUUCUGGUAGUGAUUUAAGAGAAGUAUGUAGAGCCGCAGCUGUUAGUGUAGUACAUGAGUUUGUACAGGCUACCAGAUAUGAUGCAUCUAAUAGUGAAGGAUUUCGUAGUAUAGCUAUGUCAGAUCUAGAAGAGGCCACCAGUAAAGUUCGCCUCACAAAAUCAGUGUCAUUAGGUUUACCACAGAGAGUUGAAUUAGAUUAAUAGUAUUAAGACUAUGUGUUAUUGAUUUUGUGAUUUUUUAUAUGUAUAUAGAAGACAUUAAAUCUGUCGACAAUAAAUAAUAUACUGUUGAUUAUGGCUUGCAUAUAGUUGACAUUCCAAUCAAUGGAUGUAAAAUAUGUGAACAAAGUUUAAUAUGAAUUGUGUAGGAUUUAAUUAUUUGCUGUGUUAACAGAUAAUAUUGGACAAUUUAAAGUUUCUUGAAUGUUUAUUGUGACUGUGUAUAGGCAGAAAGACCAUUAUGCGUAUUGAAAUUGGGUUAAUUCAAGUUCAGUGUUAAGUUUGGGAUAUAGUUGUGUUAUGACUGUGUUUAACUUGUUAUAUUAAUAUGUAUGUAUACCUAACUGGGCUUAACAAACACAUAAAUGGCCAUUUAAAAAUGUUAUAUACCGGUACUUGAAGCCAGUGUUUACUACACACUUGACACCAAUUUCACACCACUGUGAUUUAAAUUAUUCAUUAUAUAAUAUGACCAUUAUUAAGGCCAUACAAGUGAUGGGAUCUUGCCUGUAUAUUCCGGAUAUGUCCGACGCUAUUUUCAAAACGUCCUAAAUUGUCUAACCAGGAAAAUGCCCAAUCGGACAUCAAAACAUGGUGAAUAAUAGUGUACUGGCCACCAUACCCAAAAAUAUUCUUGUUCUCAGACAAUUUUUACCAAAAAUCUGAGGGAGUUUUUAUUUUGUCAAAGGAUCACUUCAGAGCUAAAUGACUUCUUAUAUUCAUCAUAUUCAAGGCAUUACAUUUAUCUCAUCAUGUUGUUUAUAGGAAUGUAUGAUUAUCUAGCAUCAUUUAUGAUUGACUCAUUCAUCAACAAGUUCAUCAGUAUUUUCCGGCAUGGUUCCCCCUUGUUAAUGGUGCAGUAGUUCCUUGGCAAGGGACGACAUAUAGUCUUUCAGAUGGGACGAAAAACUGAGGUCCUGUGUACACAUUGGGGUGCAACUGAAAAUUCCUCAGAAAAUACAUUAAUUUGUACCUUGCCUCUUGAAUUAUUUUGCAUCUGAUAAAAAUGUGAUUCUUUUAGCCCCAAACUAAUUACUUCACAAUUAUGUUUUACAACAGGGUAUGAUAUCUAUCAAUUAAAGAUGGUCAUUGAAACGUGAUUAGAUAUCGUGGUUGGCAGAUUUAUAUGGACAACCAAUCAAAGUAGUUUGCAUGCUUAAAAUAUGUGCAUGUAUAGUCAUUUUCAAUAUCAUUUGCAACCAAGAAACUUUCCCAAAUAUGUAAUGGCUUUUGUUUAUAACUUUUAAUGUUUUUAAGAACGGUCUAUGAUUAUGAAUUGUCCUUAUGUAUAUCAGAGAUUAGGAUAAUGUUUAUCUUCAUCUGUGAUAUUUAUAAUAUGACAAAUAUAGAUUAUUACACCAUGAA